Messenger RNA from Clunio marinus, 2545 nucleotides. The record is from the annotation of a GenBank genome assembly. Lineage: Eukaryota; Metazoa; Arthropoda; Insecta; Diptera; Chironomidae.
AUCAAAGGUAGAUCAAAUUAUUUGUUUACAUUUUGCAACUGAAUAGAAAAAUAAAUGGAUGAAGAAAAUAUGGAAAUAAAUACGACAAUCGACUACAAUUUUCAUCGCUAUCCAUACUGUUUAGUAUGGACACCUAUUCCUCUAAUAACGUGGUUUUUGCCAUUUGUCGGUCAUAUGGGUAUUGCCACUUCUAAAGGAAUAAUUCGAGAUUUUGCUGGUCCUUAUGUUGUUUCCAAUGACGACAUGGGAUUUGGUUGGCCAACUCGAUAUCUUGUUUUAAAUGUAGACAAGGUUGAUGGAGGAAGUAAUGCUUGGGACGAUGCUGUUGAAAAGGCUUCGAAUGAAUACUCAAAGCGAAUGCAUAAUCUUUUUUGGGAUAAUUGCCACAGUCAUUGUGGAAUGGCUUUAAGUCAAAUGAGGUAUUCUGGAAGUACAUCGUGGAAUAUGGUGAAACUUGCAGCAUGGAUGUUUCUGUUUGGAAAAUAUGUUGGUUUCACAGGCUUUUUGAAAACCUGGAUUCCUUUUGUAAUAAUCGCUGCUUCUAUUUAUUUCCUCAUAAGUUUUACAAGUUAAAUUAACAGAAAAAAAAAUUAAUUUAGGUAAUUAUUUUUUUGAUAAUAAGGUUGUCUACAUCGUUAAUUAACUUUCGAAUUUUGUGUCAGAAAAGGACCACUCUUAUUUAAAUAAAAUCAUUUCUUAACUUGGCGACUUAUAACGAUUGCAAACAAACAAAUUAAGGUUCUUCAGACAGUCGGACACAAAUUGAUCAUAACAAUCACUUUAGAAGGUAUCAUAAUUAGCUUUUUUCUUUAAUAUUCUUCAACUUGUAAGUUUGUUUACAUUUUAUUCUCAAUAAAGUAUUGAUUAAAAUUUGAGAAUGGAAUCUUGUCGAAUAUGUCUUGUUCCUUCUUCAAUAAAUAACACAUCACUUCAUGUUAAUUAUGGCUUGAGUACAAUCGCUGAUAUGAUAACAUUUUGCUCAGGAGUAUCGGUUUCACCAAAUGACGGUUUGCCUCAAGUUAUAUGUCCUAACUGCUUACCUCAGGUUGCAACUGCGUGUAACAUUAAACAGACUUGCAUAAAUACAGACAAAGCUUUACGACAAAUUAAGAACGAAGAAGUGAAGAACUUUCCUGUUAUUUCUUUUUCCAAUGAAUCAGUUAAAGUUGAAACUGAACUUAAUAUACUUCAUGUUGAAACAUUGUGUACAAGUGUCAAAAACGAACCAGCUGAUGAUUUUGAAGAUUUUAAUGCAUUAGAUUUUAAUUAUCUUAAACAAAAUGAUCCUAUGAGAUCAGUUAGAGAAUUUUCACCAGGUGAAUAUCGAUGUACGUCGGAAAGAAAAAAUAAAUAUAAAAUGUCAUCAUCAUUAUCAAGAACAAAAAAGGAACCGUCGCCAGUGUCAUUUAAAUGUUAUUUAUGCAAUGAUCAAUUUGGUUUACGAAAGUUAAAGUACGAACAUUUAGAAACCAUGCACAGUAAUGACGAAUUUAAGUGUCGCAUUUGUAAACACAAAAGUCAAACAGCAAGGGGAAUGGACAACCAUUUGAUGUUGCAUGAAAAUCCCGAGUUGCUUUCGCAUAUGUGUCAUAUUUGUUCUAAGAAUUAUCAAAAGGCAUGUGAAUUAAGACGACAUAUUAAACUAAGUCAUUCAGAUAAGUCAAAAAGAAUAUCAAAUUUCUUUUGUGACUUUUGUGAUUUUAAGACAUUUUCAAAAAUGAAUGUAAAACGACAUCUUAAAACUAUUCAUCUGAAAAUCAAAGCAUUCCAGUGUCAGUUUUGCCCUGAUAAAAAGUACACGUCGAAAGUUACAUUAGAUCAACAUAUGAUAACAAAACAUGGCCAAGAAACUGAUUACAUUUGCCGAUGUUGUGGCCGAAAGUUUCCAACAAUGUCCUUCUUACGAUCUCAUAUGAAAUCAACAUGUUCUGGUUCACCAGGCGCUGUUAGAGAAAGAGGGGAUCCUAAUGAGUAUAGGGAACAAUUGGGUGACACUGAUAACUAUCGUUGUAAAAUUUGUGGCGUUAUUGUGGAGGGAAAAGGAAAAAUAGCACAGCACUAUGCCCAACGUCAUAAACACAAUAAUGCUUGCGAGUUAUGCAGUGCUACAUUUAAUAGCUACUCUAAUUUAAAGAAACAUAUUCAAAUUUUACAUAACAAAAUUCAUAAAUUUGAAUGUAGCUUUUGUGGUAAGAGAUUUGGUCAGAAAAAUCAGUUACAAAGUCAUGAAAACACUCAUACAGGAGCGAAGCCAUUCGGCUGCAAGUAUGAAUUCUGCCAAUUUCGAAGCGGAGAUUUGAGUGCAGUGUCCAAACAUCAGAAGAAAUGUUCACAGAAUCCUAACAACAUGAUUUAAAUUGUGAAUAUAAUUUUUUUUAAUUCUACUUUCAAAACGGAAGUAAGCUUAUCAUUACACAAGACUGUACAGAAAAUAAAAUAAAUUAAUUAGAAAGUUUAGUCACCUAAAAUUUAAUAGUUAUAAUUAUUGAAUGUCAAUAUUACCUGAAGCUUUAGAAAAUAAAUAAAAAUUUAGAUAAUGACUUCA